AACUUGAGCAAAAUAAUGGAUUUGGAAAGUGAAAGAAUCCUUAAACUAAUAUUUCCAGAUGGUGUGCCUGAAAAUCUUGCCGACAAUCCGGAACUUUUCAAUUAUCUCAACAAAUUGGGUUCUUACAAAGUCGAUCAAUUGAAGAAGGAACAAUCCCGACUUGCCGACGAAACUAAACACAUUGUGGAACAGACCCAAGAUUUGGCAAUAUCAAAUUAUAAGACAUUUAUUAAGACAGCAGAAAAUUCUCGUUCUAUUUACAAAGAAUUCCAGAAGGCUGAAUCACAAGUGGGUACCGUGGUGGAAAAGUUACCAGAGCUUAGUGAGAAAUGUGAAACAUUCCUUGAACGAUCGGUUGAGAUCAACGAACAAAGACGUCUGAAUUCUAUCACACUCAAAAAGAAUGCACAACUUUUGGAAAUAUUGGAAUUGCCUCAGCUUAUGGAACGUUGUAUACGUGAGGGUCGAUAUGAAGAAGCUCUUGAGCUGGCUGCAUAUGUACAGAAAAUGGGUGAAAACCAGGGGCAUAUCUUAGUUGUAAAGAGUAUCGUCCAAUCUGUGGAAUCGUUGUGGCACACAAUGCUGGUCCAAUUGGUUGCACAACUUCGUACUGAUUUACAAUUGCCGAAAUGUUUACAAAUUGUUGGCUACUUGCGACGCAUGCAAGCCUUCGGUACCAAUGAAUUAAAAUUGAAAUUCCUACAAGCAAGAGAUUCUUGGCUAACGGCAUCGUUGAAGGCAAUACCAAUAGAUGAUGCUCAACAACAUCUAACUAAAACUAUUGAAGUUACCCGGGUAAAUCUAUUCAACAUUAUUACACAAUACAAGGCUAUCUUCCCUGAUGAAGACAACAGUAUGGCCAUACCACAAAACGACAAACCUCUACAGGGUGUAAGUUGUGAUGGAGAACGUCUCUUCCAAAGUUGGUUACAUGAGAAAAUCUCCGACUUUUUGAAAACAUUGGAACUGGAUUUACAACGUGGUAUAACCUCCUUCGACACUGUGUUGGGUCAAUGCAUGUAUUUUGGUUUAUCAUUUAGUCGAGUUGGUGCUGAUUUUCGUGCUCUGAUGGCUCCAAUUUUUGUACGUGUUAUCAAGGAGAAAUUCUUCAAUGCAAUCGGCAAUGUUAAUGAACAAUUCGAAAGAGAAUUGGAAAAAUACACCCUCAUUAAUAAAAUAACUGUACACACUAGUCGACAACCAUCGACAGCUGCGAAAAAUGACACUAACGAUAUUGAAUCAUAUUCACCACCUGAAACUUUAUUAGAUUUCCAUCCAUUAGCUGCAUUGUGUAAUGGCUAUUUAAAUGCUCUUAAUGAUUUGAGGUUAUGUGCACCGACAGCACUGGCAAAUGAUGUUACUCUGUCGUUACAACAAUCACUGGAGUUGGUGGCUAAACGCAUCUUAGCUUUCUAUCGCCAGGAACAACAAGCAUUUACCGCAAGUGAACGAGAAACAUUUUCAAAGUUAUGUUAUUGUUUUGCCCAUGAAAUGAUACCCUAUUUGCAACGUUGUAUCCACGCCAUAUUUCCACCAACGGCAUUAUGUGGUCAUUUGGGUGUAAAUUUAAAUACUUUGGAGAAUAUGAAAAUUACUUAUUUACAGCAAAAAGAAAUUUUGGAACCAUUGAAACAUUUGGUGCCAAAUAAAAUUGAAGUUAUUGCAAAAUCAGAAAGUACAACGCCCAAGUUGGAAGAAACGAAUGUUGCUGUUACAGCAGAAGGAUAA
Messenger RNA from Musca vetustissima, 1728 nucleotides. Its product is annotated as conserved oligomeric Golgi complex subunit 8-like. The transcript is spliced from 5 exons. Bases 16 to 1728 code for a protein of 570 amino acids. Lineage: Eukaryota; Metazoa; Arthropoda; Insecta; Diptera; Muscidae. The record is from RefSeq and is a predicted model, not a curated record. Gene Ontology annotation, biological process: intra-Golgi vesicle-mediated transport. Gene Ontology annotation, cellular component: COG complex.